UUAACAAGAAAAGUGAAGCUUAUCAAAAAAAAAAAGAAAAAAAAGAAGUGAAGAAGACGGAACGGUGGGGCUGUCGAAGCAUCCGCGUCCUCCGGGCUCCGGCGACUCCGCGGCCGCGAUCUCUUCGGCUCUCCCCGCCGGAGACGGCCACCGCGUCGCCUCCCCCUUCAACCGCCUCGAUCCCUUCCUGUUCUUUCGGUAUUUUGGUGUAGUUUGCACUGGUUUCUGGAUUUCUUGACAAAAUGGUGAAGCUGACAAUGAUAGCACGUGUUACUGAUGGCCUUCCACUGGCAGAAGGGUUGGAUGAUGGACGGGAUCAGAAGGACGCUGACUUUUACAAGCAGCAAGCUAAACUUCUAUUCAAAAACUUAUCAAAGGGGCAACAUGAAGCCUCGCGGAUGUCAAUUGAGACUGGGCCAUACUAUUUUCAUUACAUCAUUGAGGGGCGAGUAUGCUAUCUGACUAUGUGUGACCGUUCUUAUCCAAAGAAACUCGCAUUCCAGUACCUAGAAGAUCUGAGAAAUGAAUUCGAAAGAGUCAACGGCAGUCAAAUCGAAACAGCUGCAAGGCCGUAUGCGUUUAUUAAGUUUGACACAUUCAUUCAGAAGACUAAGAAACUCUAUUUGGAUACUAGAACCCAGAGGAAUCUUGCGAAAUUAAAUGAUGAGCUCUAUGAGGUGCAUCAAAUUAUGACUCGUAAUGUUCAAGAAGUUCUUGGUGUCGGUGAAAAGCUAGACCAGGUCACUGAAAUGUCAACUAGGCUGACUUCUGACACAAGAAUCUAUGCAGAUAAGGCUAAGGAUCUCAAUCGCCAGGCCUUGAUUCGGAAGUAUGCCCCUGUUGCCAUUGUGAUCGGUGUAGUUUUGAUGCUCUUUUGGUUGAAGAACAAGAUAUGGUAACUGCACUAAACUAAGGAAGCUGGGCCUGCAUUACCACACUGGUGCAAGAAAAACCGAAAAUUUAGGUAGAUUCUGGAUCAAGAGAUAUCAAGAGAUGCUUUGGUGACUUGUAUCCCGUAUCUGCCCAUUCAAGCGACUACUUCAGCUGCCUUUCACCCUCCUCCCGACAAGCUAUUCAAGCCAAUUCGUUGUAGCAUACAGUAGACCUUAUAACGGAACUCGGACUUGAUUUUGUGAACCCUUGGAACCGUAUAUACAAGAGCUCUGUAGAGUUGAAUUUUUUUAUAUUGGGAUGAUAUUGCAUUUUAUUUUGCAAACUCAUGUAAGAAUUCAGGCUGAAUAUCCUAUAUUACAAUAUCUCUGCUGCAUGUGACUCAUCAUCAUCUUAAAAA
This is a messenger RNA of Oryza sativa Japonica Group (Japanese rice), 1291 nucleotides long. RefSeq names its product 25.3 kDa vesicle transport protein SEC22-1. Lineage: Eukaryota; Viridiplantae; Streptophyta; Magnoliopsida; Poales; Poaceae. Gene Ontology annotation, biological process: endoplasmic reticulum to Golgi vesicle-mediated transport; vesicle fusion with Golgi apparatus; retrograde vesicle-mediated transport, Golgi to endoplasmic reticulum. The record is from RefSeq and is a predicted model, not a curated record. Gene Ontology annotation, molecular function: SNAP receptor activity. Gene Ontology annotation, cellular component: SNARE complex; endoplasmic reticulum-Golgi intermediate compartment; ER to Golgi transport vesicle membrane.